Messenger RNA from Sinocyclocheilus anshuiensis, 1295 nucleotides. It is a transcript of the gene hddc3, whose product is annotated as HD domain containing 3. Gene Ontology annotation, molecular function: guanosine-3',5'-bis(diphosphate) 3'-diphosphatase activity. The record is from RefSeq and is a predicted model, not a curated record. Lineage: Eukaryota; Metazoa; Chordata; Actinopteri; Cypriniformes; Cyprinidae. Bases 466 to 1008 code for a protein of 180 amino acids. The transcript has 5 exons.
ACAGUGGUCUUUGGAGGUUCUGAAACGUUACAGUAAAACCAUACAUGUAGGCACAUAUCGCUAUUUACCACGUUUUUCGAUUAAUGCAGGUGUUUAUUGUAAUUUCACACGAUCCGGUUCAGUCUGCUGCAGCCAUUAUUCAUAAUGAAAAACAAGUCAUUUUGCAACAAUAAGCGUACUAAUUCAUCACUUGGCUAAAAUGGUUUUUGCACGCUUUAAUAGACGUAUAGUUAUUAUUAUCAUAGUUUCAUAUGUUUGUUGAUAAACCUGUAGUACAUAUUAACACUGUGUGCUGUUUUCAGUUAUUCGUUUCAUUUCAACCUUUGAACUGAUUCAUUGAAAAGAUCCAAAUAAAAAGAACAUUUAUUUCACGACUCGAACAGCGCUACGCUUGUUUCACUACGGACAUCUUAGACUUGCGGACACAAAAACAACAGUGUUCUAUACACAAACAACAUAGUAACUAUGAGCUCAUCGUCGACUGCAGUGCUGCUGGAAACGAUCAACUUCGCUGCAGAGAAACAUCGCAAUCAGCGCCGUAAAGAUCCUGAUGCAACACCAUACAUCAAUCACCCCAUAGGGGUGGCGAGGAUUUUAAGUCACGAGGGUGGAAUUACAGAUAUUGAAGUUUUACAAGCUGCAUUGCUUCAUGACACAGUCGAGGACACUGACACAACCAUCGAGGAGCUGGAGUCUUCGUUUGGACCAACUGUGGCGAGAAUCGUCCAGGAGGUUACAGAUGACAAGUCAUUACCAAAAGAGGAGAGAAAGCGGCUGCAAGUGGAGCACGCACCACACCGCAGCCAUCAGGCCAAACUAGUUAAACUAGCUGACAAGUUGUAUAAUUUGCGGGACCUCAAUCGUUGCACUCCCACUGGUUGGACGGCUGAAAGGGUUCAAGAAUACUUUGUGUGGGCAUCUCAGGUGGUAAAAGGCCUCCGUGGCACCAAUGCAGCACUUGAGGAGAAAAUGCAGCAGCUCUUUUUGCAGAGAGGAUUGGAGUUAUGAUGAUGUCACGAGCCAUUGGUUGAAAUUAAAUGAUUGUGCUUUUUUUGUGUGUGUAACUGAUCAUCAUGGGAUGUUCUUUACACUAAAGGGCCAGUUCAGGCCACCCCGAAGCCGUUCCAAACGUGUUUUGACUUACUUUCUUCUGUGGAACACAAGAGAAGAUUUCCUCAACAUUUUCUUUGGUGUUCCACUUAAUAAAGUCAUACAGAACAACAUCAGGGUGGGUGAAUGACGAAUACAUUUAAUAAUAUGAAGACGUGUAUAAUACAUGCACAGAUAUAAAAUGC